This is a messenger RNA of Corylus avellana, 1644 nucleotides long. It is a transcript of the gene SKS18, whose product is annotated as SKU5 similar 18. The record is from RefSeq and is a predicted model, not a curated record. Gene Ontology annotation, molecular function: copper ion binding; oxidoreductase activity. Lineage: Eukaryota; Viridiplantae; Streptophyta; Magnoliopsida; Fagales; Betulaceae.
AUGGGUCUAACAAAUUGUUUGAGGUUUAUAACGUCGACAAUCCUCUGGGUAUCCGCGGCAUUGGUCCAUGCCGAGUCGUCGCCGAUUUUCCUUGACUGGACCAUAUCUUACUCUCACCGUGCCCCUCUUGGCGUUGAGAAACAAGUGAUUGUGAUCAACGAUCAAUUCCCCGGGCCACUUUUGAACGCGACGACCAAUGAUGUUGUGAAUAUUAAGAUUCAUAACAACUUGGUGGAUCCAUUUCUUAUGACAUGGAAUGGAGUGCAACUAAGAAGGAAUUCAUGGCAGGAUGGAGUGCAAGAAACCAACUGUCCGAUAUUGCCAGGCCAGAGAUGGACAUAUAGUUUUCAGAUUAAGGAUCAAAUUGGAGGCUUUUUCUAUUUCCCUUCACUUCUGUUUCAGAAGGCUGCCGGUGGAUACGGUGCCAUACGGAUGAACAAUCGCCCUGUCAUUCCUCUUCCUUUCCCUCAUCCUUACAAAGAUUUGGAUAUUCUAAUUGGUGAUUGGUACAAUACUGAUUAUCGGUUGUUGAGAGCCUUGCUUGAUGUUGGGAACGGUUUGCCCGACCCGGAUGGAGUCCUUAUCAAUGGGCUCGGACCCAAACAAGCAAUUUUUGAAUUUGAACCAGGGGCUACAUACAGGCUCAGAAUUUCAAACGUGGGCUUGAAAACGUCUCUGAACUUCAGAAUUCAGGGCCAUGUGAUGCGGCUGGUUGAGACUGAAGGAUCUUACACCAUUCAAAAAGACUACAAUAAUCUUGACAUCCACGUGGGUCAAUCUUACUCAGUUUUGGUCACAGCAAAGAAGCAGAUAAAUUGCAUCUCCUACUACAUGAUUGCAUCCUCUCGCUUUACUCAACGACAACUCCUGGGUCUUGCUAUCAUUCGCCAUCCUGGCUCUGUUGAAGCUCCAAUGGGCCCUAUUACCCCAGGCCCAGCUAUAUAUGAUUAUACCUACUCCAUUUCACAAGCCCAUUCCAUUAGGUGGAACUUAAUGGUUGGAGCGGCUCGGCUAAAUCCGCAAGGCUCCUACCACUACGGCAACAUCGACAUUACACGUACACUCAUAUUAAAGAACGGUGUUAUGUCUAACGGACACGAGCAUCGCUAUACCGUUAAUGGAGUCUCAUUUGUUCACCAGGACACACCAUUGAAGUUGGCAGACUAUUUUCGACUCACUGAUGCAUCUUACUCUGACAUUAUUCCUGAUACACCAAAUGACGAUGUUCUUCCAACUUUUGGCACUUCAAUUGUUGAAGCUGUUUAUCGUGAUUUUUUCCAUGUGGUUUUUCAAAAUCCCUGUCAAUAUAUACAAACAUGGCACCUUGAUGGCUACAGCUUCUUCGUCGUUGGCAUGGAAUUUGGGACAUGGGAUGAGAGUAAGAAAGCAGGAUACAACAUGGUUGAUGCUGUUUCUCGCUCCACAGUCCAGGUAUAUCCAUUUGCUUGGACAGCAAUAUUGGUAAAGCUGGACAAUCAAGGACUUUGGAAUCUUAGAUCACAGAAUGCAGAGAACUGGUAUCUUGGGCAAGAGCUGUACAUACGAGUCAAAGGUGUUGGAGAGGAAGACCCAUCAACCAUUCCUGUAGAGGAUGAAGCUCCAAUUCCUGCAAAUGUCAUCAAAUGUGGACAGGCCAUUCUAUAG